GCCUAUUUCACAUGGUUAGAGGUCUCUCUCUCUCUCUCUCUCUCUCUCUCCCUCUAUUUUCGCAGACGUGUGCUAUAGUCAUUCUCACUUUCUCGGGAAAAUUUUCGGUCGCUAAUUCCUGGAAUUCAUGUCGGAAAAGGGUCAACCACUGCCAAAGUUCGGCGAAUGGGAUGUCAAUGACCCUGCUUCUGCUGAGGGAUUUACUGUCAUCUUCAACAAGGCUAGAGAUGAGAAAAAGACCGGUGGCAAGCCUGAAUCUCCAGGAAAGGCUGAUGCUCAGAUUAGGCAUACAGUUGAUCCCGGCAAGCCACCAACUAAGAAGUGGUUGUGCUGCAUCCAGAGCUCACCUGCAGAAUCUUGACGAGGAACUACUCCUGUAAAAGCUUCAGGAACACACGAGCCUAUCUCUUACUAGCCCCGCAGUUUGUCAAGGAGAUCGGAAGGUUUUGGGCUCUGAUGUGUCUUGCUGGGAUUGUUGUUAGUUCGGUAAACCCCCGCGGUUUGUGGGGAUUGAUUACGAUAAAAUGGAGACAUCCAUGUGCUCUGCUGUAAUCAGUCUGCUAGUUUGCUGGUUACUAUUAGUAGAUGAGUUAUCAUUUCUUUCCCCUGUCCUCUCUCUGCCUUCUCGUGCUCUGGGGUCUAUAGCAUUUGGGAUUUACAUUUGUUUUCUUCUCAUUGUACGGUUUGAAGUGGUUUUUGCUUGUGAAAUAAGAAAUUCUUUUUGGCCUUUCCUU
Molecule: messenger RNA, 734 nt
Organism: Rhodamnia argentea
Lineage: Eukaryota; Viridiplantae; Streptophyta; Magnoliopsida; Myrtales; Myrtaceae
Product: protein NOI4-like
Exons: 3
Coding region: 128-361 (77 amino acids)
Source: RefSeq, a predicted model, not a curated record